AGUAUAUCUUUUUUUACUUGCUUUAAUUUUAGGCGUGCCGUUGGUGUGGGUUUUCACUUUUUGCAGCGGGGGGACUCUCUGGAUCCUCCCAGCACUUUCCAGACACUUGCACUGUGCAGACUCCCGUCUGGGAAUUCCAGCCCAGUAUAAAAACCCACAGCCAGAAGACAUGAGAUCAGUCCACUUGGAGAGUUAACAAACUCGGAGUCCGCUUUGGAGUUUCUUUGCUGGGAUCAACAGAGAAUCCGACUUUUUCCGGGUUGUUUAUAAGGAAGAGGUACUUUUGUUUUUCCUACUUUUGAACUUUGCUGGACAUGGCAGAGGGAGACUUUUACACGAUGGGGAACCGGCAGAGAUUUCCCAGAGACCCAUUUGGAGAGUCUCCGUUCAGGGACCAGUCUCCGUUCAGGGAUCAGCUGGCGUCUCGGUUCAUGGAGGAUGAGUUUGGGAUGCCUCCGUUCCCCGACGAGCUGUCCAUGGACUGGCCCGGGUGGGCACGGCCGGGCCGGCUAAGCACGCGCCUCAGCUCCUCGCCGUUCGGCGGCGGAUUACGCACGGGCUUCCCGGCGCGCCAGUCCACGGGAGGCCCCGCGCUCUACUCCAGCCGGUACGGCGAGCCCUCCCCCCGGAGCUCCCCCACCACCACCGGGGGCGAGCCCUGGAAAGUGUGCGUGAACGUCCACAGCUUUAAACCAGAGGAGUUACACGUCAAGACGAGGGAAGGAUUUGUAGAAGUGUCAGGGAAACAUGAAGAGAAACAAGAAGAAGGAGGCAUCGUGACAAAGAAUUUCACAAAGAAGAUACAGAUCCCCGCAGACGUGGACCCGCUGACAGUCUUCGCGUCGUUGUCCCCCGAAGGCGUCCUCAUCAUCGAGGCUCGCCAGACGCCCCCGUAUCACCUCUUCAGCAGCGAGGGAUCCCCGGGUGGAGAACUGCAGGAGAUGGAGGCUUCUAAACCCCAGGAGGCCGCUGCCGUCUGAGCCCACCACCCCACCGAUCCCCAACCCCCCCUCCGUGGCCUUCAGUUUCAUGCAGUGAAACCUGCAAGUGUUUUUGGUCUAAAUAUUUCUGUUGAGAAGCCUGAAAAGCUUUUUUUUUUUUUUAAUUUGCCAAAAUAAGUUUAGUCCCACAACUGUAUAACUGUCCACAUUAUUAAGUAUGAUUCAGAAUUGUCUGGUUGUCUGGGAAUGUUAAUGUUUAUAAUUUUGUAGCAGGUAAAUGCUUUUCUCUCAUGAAUAGAUGCUCAAAAUCCAAAAGACUCUAAAACAUGAGUGGUGAUAGUAAUAAGAGGAAAAAUGUAGUCAGUGUAGCAUUUGUGUAAGAAAAGUUACGUUUCUCUUUUGACAUAUUUUAAUUACUGAUCUCAAGUGAUUAACAGCUAUUAUCAUGACAAAUGUAGGAGGCAUUUGUCGUAAAUGUUCUUGUUUUGGAUGCGGAAACAGCACAUCAACUCUGGGAAAAUGCUUCAUUACACACUUUAAAGGCCAUAUUAUCGAUUUGCCUUCUGCAGGGUAAUUUCCUAAUAUAUUAAUUGAUAAAAUGCCACUAAAACCUUGGCUUGGUUUUGUCACACCUUUCUGUGUGUUCAUUUUUUAAAUAUAGAGUGACUUCCAUAGAGUUACAUGCAUUUACAAAGUAAAAAUCCACCAGUGAAGUAUUAAUAAUUAGUGUAUGUGGUCCAUAAAUGCACUGAUAACAGGACGGAAGUAAUCUCAGCCCCUCAGAAAACUCUCACAAAACCACUUAAGUCGUCUCAUGUAAACCUGAAAUUAAGUCUGAUCUCCAUGCUGCUUUAAGGUUGCCUCAGUCACAUCAUAAAAUAAAGAAGCCAAGCUGCUGAAUCUACACCCACCGUGUUGAAUCGACUUUCCUCUUCAAGGCAGCCUGCUUCCUCUUUCAAGAGAACUUCCUUGCGCUUCUCUGAAUAGCUGUUAAGCAACCAUGCUCAUUAUCUCUGACCUUAAAUCUCUUUGUAUCUCAUGAGUUAUAAAUUCUAACCUACUUCUGUGCUGUUUACAUAUGCAGACUAGGGGAAGUGACUGACAACAUAUGUGCAGCUUGAUGCAUUAUAAAUCAUAAACAUGUCAAUAAUCAGUGCCUUAAUAGACACAAAUUAAUAAAAUUUCUAUUAGCAUAUUGCUCGUUCGAAGAAGUCUUUACAGCAUGUUAGAGGUGAUUUAUUAUUUAUUUGAGUGCCUUGACCUCCUGAAAUACAUCCUUACCUUUUCAGAUACUUAAUCAAAAACAGGGAAAAAAAUAUAUAAAGAUGUAUUUUGAGCAAACUAAAGGCUUCAGUAGAGGAGGUAUGUGCAUUAAUAAUGUGUUCUGCCAAAGAGUAUUGUAAAUAUAAAGUAAUAUGUGCCAAUUAAUCGUCAGUAUUCAUCUGAAGUGUUCCACAUUUUAUGGUAUGGGUUUGCAUUUUUUUUCUCUCUUUUCUAUUGGAGCUUUAAGGAAGAUCGCUAUGUGAACGCCGUUUUGUUUCCUGCCUUCUCUUUUUUUCUCUUGAUGUCUUUGUAUCGUCGACUGAUGCAAUAAAAAAAAAAAAAAAAAA
This is a messenger RNA of Salarias fasciatus (jewelled blenny), 2551 nucleotides long. It is a transcript of the gene hspb8, whose product is annotated as heat shock protein b8. Gene Ontology annotation, cellular component: cytoplasm; protein folding chaperone complex; nucleus. The record is from RefSeq and is a predicted model, not a curated record. The coding region runs from base 315 to 980 and encodes 221 amino acids. The transcript is spliced from 4 exons. Gene Ontology annotation, molecular function: protein homodimerization activity. Lineage: Eukaryota; Metazoa; Chordata; Actinopteri; Blenniiformes; Blenniidae. Gene Ontology annotation, biological process: cellular response to unfolded protein.